Messenger RNA from Chenopodium quinoa (quinoa), 2271 nucleotides. RefSeq names its product pentatricopeptide repeat-containing protein At2g01860-like. Lineage: Eukaryota; Viridiplantae; Streptophyta; Magnoliopsida; Caryophyllales; Amaranthaceae. The transcript has 3 exons. The record is from RefSeq and is a predicted model, not a curated record. Bases 343 to 1878 code for a protein of 511 amino acids. Gene Ontology annotation, molecular function: protein binding.
AAUAAAAUAAAAUAAAGCCCAAUUUGGUUGGUUUGUAUAUUCUUCUAAUUGGACUUAAAGACUCGUCCCAUUUAUAUGUUGGACGGACCUGACCCAUUUAUAGCUGGGGGCGGGUUGAACACCUCUAAUUGUGAUAAAGGAAAACAAAAAAACAAAUGAAGCGCCUUCUGAUACUUGUAUGAGUUGUAUUAUCCUCCAUUGAAGCAGCUACUGAGGUUGAAUUAAAUUUGAUUGAGAAAGGGUGUUGAUGAUGCUUAGAAUUGUUCUUUGAGCUUCAUCAUCACACUGUAGAGUGCACUGCUAAUUUUGUUGUGUUGGGUUGAUGAAUGUUAGUGUGAUAACAUGGAUUCUGGUUUUUUGAGGUCUAGAUUACAUCAACCCCUACCCGCUGUUCAAAUUUUCACGCACAAGUUAAUUCGAAACAUAAAACGCGUAAACUUGUCCAAGGUAUAUGCCAAGGUGCAUUUUGAUUCAGCAAUUCACCUUAGAAAACCUCCUAAAUAUCUACGUUAUCCACGACGUACCAAGCUUCCUCCUGAUUUUGGGAUUGAUACAUUCAUAAAAUCAGGGAAUGAGGUUGAGGAACACCUUGAAAUGGAUGCUCAAAUUGAGUGGAGUUCUGAUGAUCAUGUUGAAAGGGUUGCUUUCAGUGAUGACGAGAAUGAUGAAGACAAAGAUGAGGAUGAACGUGAUGUUUGUGAAGCUGAUGAAAUUGAGGCAAUAUCAGCUCUAUUUCAAGGAAGAAUACCUCAAAAACCCGGGAAGUUGAAUAGGAGAAGGCCACUUCCACUACCUCUUCCACAUAAAAUCCGACCAUUGGGACUCCCAACGACAAAGAAGCAUGUCAGGUCCUCUUCACCAGCAGCACUCUCCAGAAUAUCGAUAUCAAAGCAAGUCUACAAGGAUCCCGUUUUCUUACUCAAUUUGGCAAGAGAAAUUAGAAACCUUCCUGAAGAGGCAGAUGUUUCCUGUGCUCUCAACAAAUGGGGUAGAUUUCUGCGUAAGGGGUCUUUGUCUUUGACCAUCCGGGAAUUGGGUCACAUGGGUUUUCCUGACCGAGCACUGCAGACAUUCUGUUGGGCACAGAAACAGACCCACCUUUUUCCAGAUGACCGGAUUUUGGCAAGUACUGUAGAAAUUUUGGCAAGGACCCAUGACCUUAAAUUACCCUUUGAUCUUGAUAAAUUUGUUAAUUUGGCUAGUCGUGGUGUUCUAGAAGCAAUUGCUAAGGGUUUUAUCAAGGGAGGAAGCUUGAAUCUGGCAUGGAAGCUUCUAUCUGCAGCUAGACGUGGUAAAAGAAUGUUGGACUCCAGCAUCUAUGUCAAGUUAUUAUCGGAGCUGGGGAAAAACCCUGAUAAAAAUAACCUUGUUGUAGUCUUACUGGAAGAGCUUGGGCAGCGAGACAAUCUGAACUUAAACCUGCAGGACUGCACUGCCAUUAUGAAAGUUUGUAUUAGGCUUGGGAACUUUGAUUAUGUAGAGUCCUUGUUUGACUGGUUUCAACAGAAUGGAAAUCAACCAAGUGUUGUUAUGUAUACUACUGUGAUUUAUAGUCGCUUGUUCGCUAUGAAGUAUAGGAAGGCAUUGGCUGUAGUUUGGGAAAUGGAGCGCAUAAAUUGUCACUUUGACUUGCCAGCAUAUAGGGUGGUGAUUAAGCUAUUUGUUGCUCUAAAUGACCUCCCAAGGGCAGUUAGAUAUUUUUCUAAGAUUAAGGAGGCAGGUUUUUCUCCAACUUAUGAUAUUUACCGGGACAUGAUCAGUAUGUACCUGCUCUCUGGGAGGUUUGCUAAGUGCAAGGAGGUAUGCAAGGAGUUAGAGUUGGCUGGAUACAAAUUGGAUGCUGAAUUGAGGUCCCAUUUGGUGCAACUUGAUGUAUAAAGCUUGUCAGGCCAUGUUAGCUGUAUGAGCUAGAUAUGGAAAGUGCUUUCCUGUAUUCAGCAACGAAAACUACCAGUGCAUUUCUUAGCUUCUGACCUUUGGCCAUGGAGAAUCCAGCCUGCCAUUUGUGAGGACAUGGAUUCCUGGUGGAACCUCUUGAAUUCUGGCAGAUUCCCCUUUUGGUCUGUUGGUUAUGUAAAUCAUGCUUUUCGAGAGAAGAUCAGCUACUAUCAGGUUGAAGCCGUUGUACUCGUGAGCCUCUUCUGCUACCAUCUCUGCAUAUUCUCUCGGACUUUGUUUACCCUGCAACAAUACCCUUAUAGAUGAACUGAUCUAUGACUACAUUAUUGUAUCAUACUAUCAUUAGAGGAAAGCGCAAAAUAUUUCAGAAGC